Trypanosoma grayi is the source of this 3582-nucleotide messenger RNA. Its product is annotated as ATP-dependent DEAD/H DNA helicase recQ. Gene Ontology annotation, molecular function: ATP binding; 3'-5' DNA helicase activity; nucleic acid binding. Bases 1 to 3582 code for a protein of 1193 amino acids. Gene Ontology annotation, biological process: double-strand break repair via homologous recombination. Gene Ontology annotation, cellular component: nucleus; cytoplasm; chromosome. The transcript has a single exon. Lineage: Eukaryota; Euglenozoa; Kinetoplastea; Trypanosomatida; Trypanosomatidae. The record is from RefSeq and is a predicted model, not a curated record.
AUGAGUGGCACCACUCCAUGUGCGGUUGACACAAUGGGGGGCUGUGGUGGGUCGACUGACUUCUCAACUGGGACGCAUACAAUGAACCCAUCCGAUGGAUACGGAGGAGCGUCGUACCAGCCAGGGUCUACAACAGACAAUGCGCAGCACCGGUUCAGUUGGGAGUCGUACGAGCAGGCGCCAUCCUACCUGCAAGAGCAGCAACAACAGGUGGCGCCUGUGCAACUCCCUGUCAAUCCCAUCAACCGAUAUGGUGGGGAGAUCUUUCCGUGGUCAGCUGACCUGCGGCGCACCAUGAUUGAUGUCUUCGGCCUGCAUCAGUACCGCUUCCUCCAGUUGGAGAUCAUGAACGCCUGCAUGGACGGCCGUGACGCCUUUGUGUUGCUUCCGACUGGUGGCGGAAAGUCGCUCUGUUACCAAUUGCCCGCGCUGCUACCAAACCCGGCGCAGGUGACCAUCGUCAUAUCCCCGCUCAUCUCGCUCAUACAGGACCAAGUCUACGCGCUCAUCGCGAACGACAUUCCCGCUAUGGCGCUGACGGGGCAAACAUCAGAUGCGCUGCGGCGCGCCAUCUACGCUGAGUGGGCGUCGGGGCGAAUCGUGCACACGCUGGUGUAUGUCACUCCGGAGUACUUCGGCCGCAGCGACCACUUUGUGCGGAGUCUCGUGCACCUCGCCAGUCGUGCGCUCCUCAGUCGCUUCGUCGUAGACGAGGCGCACUGCGUGUCGCAGUGGGGUCACGAUUUCCGCCCCGACUACCGCAAGCUGUCGAUACUAAAGCAGCAGUUCCCUACAACGCCGAUUUCCGCACUCACAGCGACGGCGACAGAUGUGGUGCAGCAGGACAUCAUCGCCACGCUGAGGCUGCGUGACGCCCUCAUCUUUAAGGGAUCCUUCAACCGCUCGAAUCUCCGCUACUCCGUGCGGAAGGUUGGGCGCACGGUCGCACCACUUGUGGUGGAUCUCAUCAAGCAUCAUUUCCCACCGCGGGCAUGCGGCAUUGUGUACUGCCUUUCGCGAAAGAACUGCGAAGAGAUGGCGGCGCAGUUGACCGCUGCGGGAAUACGUGCUUCGUACUACCAUGCUGAUGCGAGCGGAAAGAAUGAAAAACAGGAGCGCUGGACGAAAGAUGAGCUGCAGGUGAUAUGUGCCACUAUUGCCUUUGGAAUGGGAAUUAACAAGCCGGAUGUGCGCUUUGUGAUCCACGCGGCGAUGCCCAAGUCUAUUGAAGGCUAUUAUCAAGAGAGUGGCCGUGCCGGACGUGACGGUCUGCCCUCUGAGUGCAUACUGCUAUGUUCGACAAGUGACAAGCAGCGGCUAGAACAAAUGAUUUACGGCAGCAAUGACUGGAAGGCCUCCAUGAUCUCUCUCUACCGCAUGCUCGCCUACACCGUGAACGACGUGCACUGCCGUCGGAUGCAGCAGCUCGGCCACUUUGGCGAGCACGUGGACGAGCACUACUGCCUGACGCAGUCGGAGGGAUCGGUGGAGGUGUGCGACAACUGCGCUAGCAAGAAGAGCGAGAAGUGGGCGACGACGUCGUUGGAUGUCUCCGCGAUUGUCAUCGACCUGUUCAACAUCCUUGUGCACCUCGGUUCCCUCACGUCGCGGCAGCUGAUCGCCGUCUACCGCGGCACGGCGGAUGUCGGCAAGGCUGUCGAGACGCGCAUGCGGCAGAAGGGCGCGCCGGCAGAGUACAAGUUGGGCGCACGCCACGCAAAGGACCUCCUCGAGCGUGUCAUCCUCGAGGGGCUGUUGUGCGGUAUCUUCCGCGAGCGGCUGGAGCGGCUCUCCGAGUUUGCCACUUACGCGUAUGUGGAGACGGGCGAAGGGGCGGGCAGCAAGGCGUACAGGGAUGUGCUGAACGGUAGCCGCGGCGUCGCCAUAGUCGUGCGAGGGAAGCGAGGCAGCGGCGCUGCAAUACCUGGAGAGGCGCGUGCUGCCAAUGAGGCUCUGUCUCUUGCAGAAGCACAGGCCGAAAUCAGCAGCACCAAAAACAAGAAGGGUAGCAAGAAGAGUGCACAGGCGACUGAAACAGCAACGGGCAAGCGGAAACGCCGCGUUACCGCCGACACGAAAGAGCCGCAGGAGCAGCCACGCGCUCCGAAGGGUGGGGCGCGACGGAGGGCUGCGGGCCGUGGGCUCGUGUUGACGGAGUGCGAUGCGACGUCUUCCUCCGCUGCUGCUGCCUCUGAUGAUGACGACGACGAAGAUGGCUCGCUCGCGGGGUUCGUGACGGAAGGCUCGUCGGUGUCGUCGUCAUCCGUCUCGUCGGUGUCGUCGGUCUCGCCGCCCCGCCGGAAGCGGCGUCGGCGCCACAUACGCUCGCCCUCCGAGUCGACCUACGCCGCGGGGGAGAGCGACGUGCGGCUCACGGCUGGCAGCACAACGGCGCCGUCCACGUUGGGCGGGACGCCAUAUAAGGCAGCGCCAGCAUCAGCAGCUCGAGUAGCCGUGCUGCCUGCGGCGCGGCUGAAGGAGCUGGAGGCUGCCCUCCUUGCAGAGGUGGAGGCACUCGUGCGCACACUCGCCGAGCGCUCUGAGGGCGGGCGGCAGUACAACGUGAUGCCGCGCAAGACGAUGCAGACGCUUGUCGCGACGCUGGCGGAGCCCGGCUGGGGCGCCGUGUCGCAGCUCGCCGACCUCGAGGGGCUCGGCAAGAAUAAGGUUAAGAAGUUUGGCGCCGACAUCCUCCGCCUCUACCGGCAGUUCCGCCACGAGCACAUUGGCGAUGUGGAGGAGCUCACACUCGCGGAGGAGGAGAUGCUGCGGCAGACAACAACGGCAAUGGCCGGCCGCAACCGACUGCCGCGUGGUGACAUACGCGCUGGACAAGUCAUCGACGACGAUGAUACCCCGCUCAAGGCGCGCGACAGCAAUGUCCUGCUGAGGGGGGGCGUGCGCUUGAUGCUGGACUCCGAUGGCACACCACAAAAACCGCUGCAGGCAGCGCCGUCGCAACCUGCGGCAGAAACUCCGGCAGUGGCAGCAACAACAGCAACAACAACGGCAGCCUCAUCACUCCCAAAGAAGACAUUGUUCAAGAUGCCUGCUUCUGCUGCUCCCAGCAGAAUUUCCGCGCCACCGCUGGUGCAUACGGUGCCAGAGAGCCCGCAGCAGCCGGGCAACACAUGUGCCACGUACGAUCCGACGGCGUUCGUGCAUCCAUCGUUCGCCGCAAGGAUUGCACGGCUCUCCAACACGCACUCCCUUGCGCUCUUUCCUGAUCCCAAGCAACAACCAGAGAGGCUUCAGCCGCCAAUCGUGCCAGAAGUCAUUGGGGAAACGUCACCGUUCACCCAAACAGAAUCAAUUGUGCUGGCGCAGCGGCCCGCAGUGGAUGCAAUGGGCGUUGACGAUUUGAUGCGGAUGUGUGACGAGUCCCACCGACGUACGCCGCUGCGGCCAAAUGCAGGCGGUGAAUUGUACGGCCAGCACGCAGCAGAGGCGGCACUGUGCUCACCAGAGCGGCGGAGUGGCGGUGCCUCGACGCUGCGGCAUGUGCAGUCGCCCACCAAAGCCAGAGGGGGUGCUGGCGAAGUCAUCACGGUAAACUCGGACGAAGAAGAAGAGGCCGAGUGA